AUGGCAGGCGGAACAAGUAUCUGGGUCAGCAAAGACGCAAAAAACGACCCCAAAGAAAUCUUCAAUCUCCGUCUGCUUUAUCUUCUUGUAUCCCUCGCAUGGGCGGGAUGUUUCUACGGUUUCGACACGGGAAAUAUUGGAGGAAUCCUGACUUUGCCAUCAUUCAAACAUGCCUUUGGAAUCAGCGAUGAAUCCGAAGCAGAGGCUGAUAAUCGCAAGGGCACCAUCGCAGCCAUGCUCGCAGGGGGCGCCUCGGCAGGUUCCAUCCUCGCCGCACCAACAUCCGACUACAUCGGCCGAAAAUGGUCUGUAUUCGGCUGGGGUUGCAUCUUUGUGAUAGGAGCCAUAAUGCAGAUGAUCGCCAACUACGAAGUCCUCAUUGCCGGUCGCUUCAUCGCCGGAAUGGGUGUCGGGGCGAGCUCAAUGCUCAGUCCGCAGUUUCUGGCAGAGAACUCACCCAAAUCUGUGCGUGGGUCGGUGACGGCUUCGUAUAAUCUGAUGAUUCUGUUAUCGCUGAUGCUGGCAUUUUGGAUCAACUACGGUGUUUCGCUGUGGUCGUUUCCUGGUGUGGAAACGGACGAUACACAGUGGCGGACUGCGAUGGGGAUUCAGCUGAUCCCUGGUGUGUUGAUGUGUUUGAUGAUUCCUUUUGUGCCCGAGACGCCGCGGUAUCUGUUUAACCAUAACAAGGCCGAAGAGGGAUUGAAGAAUCUGUGCAAAUUGCGCGGUCUGCCGGCUGAUCAUCCUUUUAUCGUGACUGAAUCGCAGGAGAUCAUGGCACAGGUACGACACGAACAACAAUGCUAUGAGGGCCAUAAUUACUGGGUCGUUAUCAAGGAUAUCGUCACCAUCCGGAGUAACUUUCAGCGGUUCUUCUUGACCGUCAUGUUGUUUCUGUUUCAUAAACUCACCGGCACGGAUUCUCUCAACUACUACGCCCCUGAGAUCUUCCAACUAAUCGGAGUCAACGGCAACUCAUCUAGCCUCCUCACAACAGGAAUCUACGGCGUGGUCAAAUUCGCCGUAACCAUCUUCUACGUGGCAUACCUGGUCGACCGCGUCGGACGUCGUCUCCCUUUGAUAGUCGGCGCAAUCAUGCAAGCAACCGCAAUGCUCUAUCUCGCUCUCUACCUGCGCUUCGCAGGAACAAACACCGACAGUGUCGGCGGGACACCAGCAGGCGGAAUUGUAGGAAUAGUCUGGAUCUACAUCUACGCCUUUGGAUGGUCCUUCGGCCACAGCGUCGCGUGCUACAUUGUCGCUGCUGAAAUCUUUCCCACUAGAAUUCGCUCCUUCUGCAUGUCCUUCUGCUUCUUCGUCAACUGGAUCAUCGACUACGGCCUCACCCGCGCAACACCCAACAUGAUCACCAACAUGGGUUGGGGCGUGUUCCUCUUCUACGCGAUGCUCACCUACACCGGCGUGGUAUUCAUCUACUUCUGUCUGCCGGAGAUGAAAGGCCGCUCGAUUGAGAGUAUGGACGAUCUCUUCCAGCGACCGCUCUGGACGAUGUGGCGCCAUGCGUAUCCGACCGAGGAAGAAAAGACGCGGCAGGAAGUGCGAGAUUUGAUGGAUAAGAAAAGAAACAAAAUGAAAUCCUUCACCCUCAACACCGGCGCAAAAAUCCCCGCCGUGGGAUUCGGGACCUGGAAAGCUGCUCCAGGCGAAGCAGCAGCAGCCGUGGAAGCGGCUUUUGAAGCUGGAUAUCGUCAUUUUGAUUGUGCCCCUCUAUACGGAAAUGAAGCGGAAAUCGGACAAGUCUUUAAAAAGACUCCUAUCCCUAGGGAGGAGUAUUUUGUUACUACGAAAUUAUGGUCCUCCGACCACCGCCGCAUCGAAUCCGCCUUGGACAAAUCUCUCUCCGAUCUCAACCUCACCUACAUCGACCUAUAUCUCAUGCACUGGCCCGUAACCCUCGAUCCCAGCGACGCAUCCACAUACGGGAAAGAAAACCGCAAAAUCCACGCCAGCGGCUGGGACUUCCGGGAUACAUGGCGGGAGAUGGAGAAACUGAUCGACACUGGAAAGGUGAAAGCGAUCGGCGUAGCGAAUUUCUCGACAGUCAAUUUGGAAAAGCUGCUGAGUGGUGGUGUGAGGAUUGUACCCGCGGUGAAUCAGACGGAGAUUCAGCCGCUACUGCCGCAGAGGAAGUUGAAUGCGUUUUGUGUGAGAUGGGGCAUUCAUCAGACGGCGUUUGGGCCGUUGGGGGGGAGUGGGAGUACGCUGCAUGAGGAUGAGGUUAUUCGGGGCAUUGCGAGGGAGAGGGGGACGGGGACAGGGAAUGUGAUGCUCUCUUGGGGAGUGCAGAGCGGGUGGAGUGUUAUUCCGAAGAGUACGAAUCCGGUGAGGAUAAGGCAGAAUCUGGAGGGGAAUUUCGAACUGAGUGAGGAGGAGAUGAAGGCGAUGGAUGGGUUGGUGGUGGGGAGGGCGAAGAGGUUUAAUCGGCCGGAUUGGGGGACUGUUAUCUUUCAUGAUGAUGAUGAGGACGUGGAGUAG
This is a messenger RNA of Aspergillus wentii DTO 134E9, 2496 nucleotides long. RefSeq lists its product as uncharacterized. Gene Ontology annotation, molecular function: carbohydrate:proton symporter activity; oxidoreductase activity. Gene Ontology annotation, biological process: transmembrane transport; carbohydrate transport. The transcript is spliced from 7 exons. Lineage: Eukaryota; Fungi; Ascomycota; Eurotiomycetes; Eurotiales; Aspergillaceae. The record is from RefSeq and is a predicted model, not a curated record. Gene Ontology annotation, cellular component: membrane. The coding region runs from base 1 to 2496 and encodes 831 amino acids.